AUAUACGAUAAAAUAUAUGCCCUAAUCCGCCUCUCCUUCUCCCUUUUCUUCUGUGAGAAAAAAUGUACGCAUUUUUUUUAAUCGAUUUUCAUUUUUAGGCUACCUGUGGCGAGCCCACACCACUCGAAGUCAGCGCGCCGAAGCCGUCCCGCCAUUUUUCGAAACACGAAAUUAAUACAAAAUGGAUUUGUGAAGUGUUCGUUUGCAUGGAUCCAUCGCUACAAAAGCAACUAAAAGAGUUGAACAGGAGAAAGAGCAAGGCUCAAGAGAAGGGAGAUAUUGUAGAAGAAGCGAAGCUUUGCAAUGCAUGCGGGGAAUUGUUAUCUCAGUAUGGUUUUCAUGAGAAGGCCAUCAAAGAACAUAAACAGGAAGUUCAACUCUCGGAGGCUGUUAAUGAUGACAUUGGCUCAGCAAUUGCACAUAGAAAGGUUGGGGAGUGUCUAAGUGCCCUGGGAAAGUACAAGGAAGCCUUAUUCCACCAAAACCUUCAUUUGCAACUUGCCAAGACAGCAAACAACCUUGUUGAGCAGCAGAGGGCGCUGGCCACAAUUGGCAGAACUUGGUUUGUCCAUGCCGAUAGUCCAGUAAACGAUGACCAGGAAGUGGAGGAAAGCUUAGUAGAGGCCCAAAAGGCCUUCCUUCUAAGCCUGGAGAUAUGCGAUGCCCUUCAAGAAGAUGGGAACAUACCAGACAAGGAGUUGCUAGAGAUGCGUUCAAGACUCUAUUUAAACCUGGGCCUUGUUUAUGAAAGUCGAAAUGACAUACAAAAUGCACGCAAAUUCAUAGAUAAAGCUCUUGCCAUUUCCAGAGACCAGAACCUGCGUGAGACUGAGUUUCGCUGUCACUACUGUAUUGGUGGUCAGCUCUUGAAAAUCGGACAAGACUCCGAAGCUGUCAAGUCUCUAGAGAAAGCUGUCCAGGUGGCCCAAACUAAUGGUAACAAGUUUGACGAAGCAGAUGCCCUAGUGCAGCUCGGUCAGGCACACCUUAAGCUUGGUGAGUUCACGUUAGCACGGCGUACACUCAAGAAAGCAUUGAGGAUCAGCAAGACUCGACUUAGUGGAGAGACGGAGGGAAUAAAGAAGAGUCUAGCUGCAGCUAUCCGUGGCCUUGGCCUUGUCCAGCGUCUUGAUAAACUGCCAUCUCUUGGGGGCGAGGAGCAGAUCAAAGUGUUGGACAAACUUGGUGACAUCUACACCACCGCCAGGGCGUACAGUAAGGCUCUGAGGUGUUAUAUGGAUGAGCUGGAAGUUGCUAAGAAGCUGGACCUGGCGCCAUCAAUACUCUCUCCCAUCUAUGUCUCUCUCGCGAUUACAUACAGUGAUCUGCAGGAGCCGAGCAAGGCUUUGGAAUGCUACCAUGAGGAACUUAGCUCCAUACAAGGCAACUUCAAGGGGAUGUGCGACACGUGGUGUAAUAUUGCCCAAGUACACGAGGAAUCAAAGGAUUGUUAUGAAAAGGUGGAGCAGGCAUAUUUAAACGCGCUGGAGAGCGCUAAAAGAGCACAACGACCUCAUGCCCAGAUUGGCGUCUUGCGUUGCCUCCUUGACACGCAGGAGAAAUAUGGCAAGCUUCUCUUGUGCGAGAAGACCCGCAAGGAAAUUGAGGAACUGGAGUCGAAAUACGGGAUUGACGGAAGCAGUAGCGAGGAAGAGCAGGACAAGCUUGUUACGGCGGAGGAUGAAGAUCAGGACGAAGAUCUUGUUAAUAAAGAGAUGGCGCUCUCUGAUACAGAUGAUGACAAUGAUGAGGAUGACAGUGAACAGCGUGCGACUCGACGCCAGCAACGCACUGUGAGAAACAAGGUGAAGAAACAGAACGAAAAGGGCGAGACGCCUUUGCAUUUGGCAGCGAUCGCGGGCGACGCGGCUGCGAUCAAACAUCUCAUUGAACAUGGUGCAGACAUUAAUUCUAGAGAUUACUGCGGCUGGCAGCCCAUCCACGAGGCAUGCAAUCAUGGACAUGUUGAUGCCGUAAGAGUCUUAAUAGAAAGUGGUGCAAGUGUAAAUGAUCCGGGGGGUAAAUUCUGCAAUGGAAUCACCCCCCUUCAUGACGCGGCACAAAACGGCCACCUAAAGGUGGUAGAGCUACUAGUGCGAAAUGGAGCCUCGACAGAGAUCAAGAACGCUCAGGGCCAAACGCCUUUGGAUGGCGUCAUCAAGACUCGUAGACUUGAAGAUGACGAUGAUGCCCCAGACACCAACGAGGCACGGGGUCGGCGGGAGGUUGAGAGAUUCCUUCGUCGCAUUCGUGUGGGACGCAAACCUGUGGCCUCACAAGCCAGUGGAAUGCAAGAUCGCCUGCGCCGACGGGAUCUACCGCUGGACAAGAGCAGUGAUGAGGAGGAGGGAGGCAGCGUCAUCAGUCGGUUCACUGACAGGCUGAAGCAAAGAGAAGCUUCUAGAAGCAGGCGGACCCUUAGUAGUAGCAGCAGCAGCGGUGAGAGCGAAGCAUCAUCCCCCGUCCCUACCCCCAAAGGGCUCUUCGACCUCCUGCACGAGGAGCAGUCGAGCGCCGAAGCCCCAAGUUACCAGGAUGCCACGCCCGACCUGUCCUCGAACGACGAUGAGAUUAGUUUUGUAGGGACUGGUAACUUUCAAGAGUCCAAUAACAACGAGCGAACAGUCAAUACCGGGGUUUCCAGAAAGAAGCGGAAUCUGGACCAGCUUGUCCAGGAAGAUUCCAGGAACUCGGAAUAUGGGCAUGCCCCAGAUGAUACAACCCAGCGAGGCAAGCACAAUUUGGACCAGCGCCAGAAUACCAUGGCGGAUUCUGGCUUCCUGGAAAGAUCUCUGGUCAGCGGAGAGAAAGGUGGUCUCGACAUGGGUACUUCUAGCGGUGGCACGUGUUACGUGAACGUGUUCACAGGAAGAUGCAGCGAUGGCGACGUCACGCCUGCCCUGGUAUCAGAACACGAAGCGGACUUCCAGUCACACGGCACCAUCAAUCAGUGGCUUGUCGACGACCUGCCGCAAAGACCUCAGAAGAGACGAAAAACCGCCAAGCAGACAACUCUGACCAGCUCCGUAGCGAAUAGAUCUCUAAGCGGCACACAUGGGACGAGUUCCCAUUCGUCAAGUAGUUUUCACGGGGCGAGUAGUCAACCGGCGGGUAGUUUAUCUGUGAAUGCCCGGUCGUCCAGUAGUUCUCAUGUAACCGGGCCAGUCUCCCAAUCGCAAGCUUCGCGAAGGAACAGACCGCUUUUCAGCAGUGGCAACCCGCCAAGACGGAACUCGCUAUCGAGACAAACCCGCCUCGAAGUGAACAGAACGCCAAGCCCCACCUUUAGUGAGCCCCACGCAGGCGCAGCACCACCGAGAUCGCGUCCCACGGACCAUGCCGCACCAGCCCCCACUGUCGUGGAACCCACAGGCCCGCCGCCUAUAAGAAUAAGCGUGGAGGUGCAGGGGAAAACGUUCCUGAUUCCUUGUCCACAGCAGAGUGGGGAGGAGGCCAAGACCAUCGCGUGGCUAGCUGAACAGGCGUCUCUGCGCUACUUUUCUGCGCAUGGCCUGCGUCCCGUGAUCUCGCUGCAGACGCGCGAGGGAGCUUCCCUGUCAGCAGACGAUAGAAUAACGGACGUCGUCUCCAACAACGAGAAGGUGGUCGCUCAACUCGACGCCUGGGACCUGCCACCGCUAGAGGAACGCUAUAGCACAGCGUGUCUCAGCACUAACACAGCCGUGCGGCCAAAAAUAUCCAAACUACUACAGGACCCCCAGCAGUCUGUGCUCGAUUUCACCAACAUGGCGCUUAGGUCACGUGACAUGCUACCGCUGGGCAGAACACUGCAGUGCCACGACCGACUUGUCAAACUACUGCUUCCCGGCAACAGAAUAGGGGACAAUGGCCUACAGCAUCUAUCCCAGGCCCUCUCGACAUGUCCUAACCUAGCGGUGCUCAGUCUCCGGGCAAACGGUAUCUCUCAGCACGGGCUAGGUUACCUAGCAAGUGUGCUCACGCAGCCGGCCGCUGAUCAUCUGCCGAACAAUUUGACGCUGCAGAAGCUUGAAGAUCUUGAUUUGGCGUUCAACCACUUGAGUAACCACGCCUUCAGUUCCCUCGUCCCAGUCCUCGGGGCUUGCUCGCAGCUCAUCAGUCUAGACCUGACCUCUUGUUCGCUUACUACGCCCUUCUCGCCUUCAUUCGCUGAGGCUCUUAAAGCCUCCAAGCUGCGUACACUUUCCCUGGCCCACAAUGCAUUGGGGUCGGGUGGCAUUCAAGACACCAUCGGUACCCUCCCUCGCCACGCCCACAAGCUUGACCUGUCAUGCGUUAUGACUGCUGACCCUGAUUUAAGUUGGAACGAGGGCGCAGUCGGCAACACGGAGCUGCGCGAACUGAUCUUGCAUGGUAAUAACCUAGAGAUGACUGCCGUGAACUCGUUACUGUCACGCAAGGAUGUCACGCAAUCCCUGCUCAAGCUCGAUCUGAGUGCAAACGAUAUCGGGGAUGACUCAGCACUUUCUCUUGUAACGUUGAUCCAAGAGAGCGCCCUCCUUAAGAUCCUUAACCUAUCGGGUAACCCCUCCCUGGGUAACACCACCCUUCACGCCAUACUCAACACCCUGAUGGACACGCCUUUGAGCCAGCUGGGCACCCUGGACCUCUCCUCCUGUGGGGUACGCAGCCCCCUUCCUCCUGAGCUGCCGACUGUGCUGAGAGAUGUGCGGAAUGCAGGUUGUAGCCUGAACCUCCUUGAUUUGUCCGGGAACGCACUUCUUUUGGAUGACCGGAAGGCCAUGACAGAGGCCUGGGAACUAGCGGAUUCAGUUAGUGUUCUUUCAGGUGCCUUGUGUUUGUUGUUGGUCAAGGAUAAAUGAAUGAAAAUGUAGGAUCGUGAAAGGUAUAUCUGCCUUAUGUUAAGGUAUAAAGGUUUCGCCAAGGAUCAGGGAUAAAUAAAUAAAGAUGCAGACUGCAUAGCCUUCCGGUCAUCCAGAAGCAAUGCGUUCCCAGACAAAUCAACGAUUGUAAAAGGGAAACCUGCCUUAUCUAAAAGGCAUACGGUUAAAGGUAUACUCCUUGAAGGUCUACUUUAAGAGGUGUACUAUAAAAAGUUUACUGUGAAAAGUAUAGCUGGGUCGUAUUUGACCAUCUGGGGACGGAAGAUACCUUGUAAUGGGUGAACUGAGGGCUUGUGAACCCCUGGUGGACUUGAAUAGGGAACAACCGAUUGAUAGCAAAAAUUAACUCGAUUCGAUAUUCCAGAUAAAACGAGAAAUCCAGCUGGCGCGAACAGAAUCAUUCUUUCUCUUCUAAGAUAUCAAGGGAUCGGUCCCUUAAAUAGUGUGGUCAUGUAAGGGGUGUGUCAGAUGCAGGCUGAUGGCGGGCCCCAGUUAGAAAUUUCCUUGAUAUCAUAGCACGGGUAUUGUAUGAGCUAGAUCAGCUCGAAUCGAAGCUAAUUAAUAAAUAACAAUUAAGUAUG
Molecule: messenger RNA, 5425 nt
Organism: Nematostella vectensis (starlet sea anemone)
Lineage: Eukaryota; Metazoa; Cnidaria; Anthozoa; Actiniaria; Edwardsiidae
Product: tonsoku-like protein
Exons: 23
Coding region: 207-4823 (1538 amino acids)
Molecular function (GO): protein binding
Source: RefSeq, a predicted model, not a curated record